This is a messenger RNA of Chenopodium quinoa (quinoa), 1852 nucleotides long. RefSeq lists its product as uncharacterized. Lineage: Eukaryota; Viridiplantae; Streptophyta; Magnoliopsida; Caryophyllales; Amaranthaceae. The record is from RefSeq and is a predicted model, not a curated record. The transcript is spliced from 3 exons. The annotation marks the transcript as partial.
CACAUUAUAUUCGGAGAAAAAGCAAUAGCUUCAGCACCAGAAGCGGGAAGAGUACCGGUGAAAUUCGAGAAUGAGCCGGAGUUGCCAAAGGAAAAUGCGAAGUAUGAACUGUUGUUGGAGUUAACAGGAAGAGGAUCCGCUAAUGCCAGACUAGCAGCUGAUAUAGUUAUGGUGUUAGAUGUGAGCUACAGCAUGAAAGGAGACAAGUUGAAGGAGAUGAAGCGCGCGAUGCAGUUUGUGAUCAGCAAGCUAAGCCCAUCUGAUCGUUUGUCGGUCUGCACAUUCGCAAAAGAUUCAAUCAAACUGUGUGGAUUGCGGGUCAUGAGUCCCGUUGCUAAAGAGAAGGUCGAUUACAUGGUCCAAAAUUUACAAGUCGAUUACUAUACUAAUAUAAGUGCUGGCCUUCAAAUGGCCUUAAAGGUACUUGAUGAUCGGAAGUAUACUACUGGCCGAGCCGGCGCUAUCAUGCUUAUGUCUGAUGGUGAGCAAAAUGUGGAUGAUGCAACCAAGAUUUUGGUUGAUCGUUAUCCCAUCUACACUUUCGGUUUUGGGGAUGAGAAAGAAAUUGACACUAAGGUCCUUGGACACAUUGCUAGCAAAAGCAAAGGAGGAACAUUCUCUGUAGCUAAACUUGGAGAUCUGAGUAAGUUGUUCGCCCCGUGUUUGGCUGGGCUUCUUAGCGUACUUGUAAAAGACGUGAAUCUUGUUAUCAAACCACUGCUAGGGACGGUGAGCAGAAGAGAGAAGGUUAAAACCAUCAUCGAAAAGGUUUCUGCAGGAGACUAUGAACAAAUUGUCGAUAAAGAAACUGGCGUCGUAACUGUUUCAUUUGGUGAUCUCUACCAAAAAGAGAUACGCAUGGUUUUGGUCUUCCUUUCUCUCCCUGAAAUACGUAAUGAUCCAAACAAGGCUCAAGUCGAACUCGAUUCCCUUCUCUCUUGCACCUACAGGGCUGAAUCGGGAAAUUCGACACAAACCAAUCCAGUUAAGUUCCGAGUUAAACGAUGUAUUGCACCAAAAAUGAAACAAACAGACGCAACUAAAGCUGAGAUAAAACGGGUGGAAAUUGUGGAAUUGAUGAAAGAGGCAAGAACCCUGGCCGAAGCAAAAAAUAUGGAUGCAGCUCUAGAUAAGGUUGUAGAAGGCCAAAAUUCCCUCGGCCAUGUUGUCGUCGAAGCUCUUAAUGAAGAGUCCAAAAUGGUUAUUGAGACCCUGAAAUAUGAGGUGGAUGAGAUGGUGAAGUUUAUGCAAACUAAUGAAACCUACGAAAACAAAGGCCGUUGUUUUACCUACUCUUCUGAGAUUUCCCAUGACCGCCAGCGUUUUGCCUCUAGAGGCGACGUCGAAAAGAUACGAAGCUAUGCCACUCCGCGCAUGGAAACAUGUUUCGAGCAAGCAAAGGAAUUCGAGAAGGAUCCUAGCAAGCCUGUUCCCACGGUUGUGGAAGACGAGAGGACAGAAAUUGCGGCCGAUCCUCUUGCAACCGUCGCACCAUCUCUUGACUACUACCUUCAAAUUGCAAUUGAUGCUCUCAAAAACCUUCAGAAAGUUAUCAACUACAAGGCCUGAAGUUGCUCUACGCAUGACCUUGCCUAUAACAUAUCGAUUGACUACGACGAUAUAUUGUGUGCUUGUUAUGUUAUGAAUUUGUGUGUUCUAUUGCUAGCUCCUACGAUCACUCGUGGACUAGCAAUGUUAUGCCACCCUUUUACUGUAUAAUAUUACAAUAAAGUUUUUCCGAGUAUAUAUAGCUCGGCACUUAAUCUAACUUUCUAAGGCUUGACUCUAGAUCAAUCCCUUUUGUAGAAAUUAAAUAAGGGUGUGAAUGAAAUCGUGUCGUUUGAUGUGUAUA